Pseudopodoces humilis (Tibetan ground-tit) is the source of this 987-nucleotide messenger RNA. Lineage: Eukaryota; Metazoa; Chordata; Aves; Passeriformes; Paridae. The record is from RefSeq and is a predicted model, not a curated record.
AUGGCUUGCAAGGCAGCGGCAGCGACCGUAGACUCCACUUUCAUGUCUCUUAAGCUUUCCCCAGCUGAGGUCCGCUUCCACGUCUACCCGCCAUGCGAACCUGCCAACCCAGCUCCGAUCCGCUUCCACAUCUAUCUGCCGUUCAAAUCCGCUCUGCUGGCCCCGGUCUGCUUCCACGUCUAUCCGCCGUGCGGACCUGCCGAGCUGGUACCCUUUGCCUGCAAAGGGUCCGUGUUCAGAGCGCCAGUACAGGAGAGAAAAGUUUUCCAAGAAUUACUGACACACCAGGGCACUGUGGUAAAGACUUGCAGAGGGCUGAGGCAGACCCAUGUGUGUGCCUACCACAUAUGGAUGGGGGAAGAAGCCAGAGUCCCAUAUAAGUAAUUCCACAGGGUCUUUGGCUUCCCACACAGACCCCCAGAGACUCUCCAAAACCUCUUCUAUGAGCUGAGGAGCUUCUUGAGCAAAGUCCUUCAAAAAGGCCACAUCACAAACUGCAGUACCCAAGGCAAGCACCCCGAGGCUGUGCUGUUCAAGGCGGGUGCUUACCUGGGUGAAGCCACAGCCACCUGUGCAAGCACCAGCUGCAUCACCUUCUACUCCAAUUUCUCAUCCUGCAACGAGCGUUAACUCUGCUGCAUGAGGAAAAUGUUCAGCUUCCUGCUGAGGGGCAACCCCUCAUCACCCAGCUCGCCAGCAGGUACACAAAACUGACAUCAAAUUAACCUAACAGGAAUUAAAACAUACUUUAGAAUGGCCUUUCCCCAGAGAAUGCAAGGGAACUCAGUUGGACAGCAGAAUCUAAAGGCUUUUUCCUCUCUCAGACCAGCCUCCCAAGAGCCUUUUCAAGCCAUGGAAGGCAGUCUCCUUCCUCUGAUGUCUUCAAGCCAAGGAGGGCUAUUCCCAGGUGCAUUUCUGCCCUUUGAGAGGGAACAGCUGUAUCCCAGACUCAGAAAGAUAAGGCAUUUAAAAAUGCCAAAGGACUAA